Molecule: messenger RNA, 1137 nt
Organism: Puccinia graminis f. sp. tritici CRL 75-36-700-3
Lineage: Eukaryota; Fungi; Basidiomycota; Pucciniomycetes; Pucciniales; Pucciniaceae
Exons: 2
Coding region: 1-1137 (378 amino acids)
Cellular component (GO): membrane
Source: RefSeq, a predicted model, not a curated record
AUGGUCCGCCGGAUGAUGGCAGAUGGCUCGAAUCGAGGCAGUUUUCCAUGGCCGGUCAGGGUAGUCUCUCAGCAGAUUAUCACCCUGGAGAUUGCCGUGUUCACGCUGCAGGCCUAUGGACUAUUAGUCCAGGCCAACCCGCUCCUAUCGCUCUACUGGGACAUGGGCAAUCUGGUCACCGUCGUCGGCUCGGCCAUCGAGAUCCUCAACAUCCUUGCCGUCUGGCUCUGUCUCCUGAUCGUCAGCCGGAAACCCAGACGCACCCUCUCCAUCAUCGCCCACCAACAAUCUUCGACUAACUUCUCUGCGUUCGCUAGGCUGAUUGCUGGCUCGGUCGCCUUCAUCUUAAUCCGGACGCUUUCCAGAUUGGUCUUGCAUCUCAAAAACGCUCAGCUUGAGCCAUUCAAAAACGAACUCUUGAUCUUCCUACUCGAAGGUCUUCCGCUCUCUCUCUGUGCGCUCUUCCUGAUCAUCUUUCAUCCCUGCCGAUUUGACGGCGGGAUCCGCGACCAGGCGCCCUCAUUUUUUUCGCGGGAGACGCCUGCACUGGGUGGGCCGAUGGUCGAGAAUGAGAUGGAGGAGACAAGGAAGAAGGAGGGGGUGGAUCCACUGGGAGUGAAAGGCGUCUCUGAUUUCCAGGAUGAGAUCGGCGGCCCAUUCUGGACCGUCCCUCUGUCCCCUCAUCAUCAUCAGCAGCAGCAGUCAGACCAUACCAAGCGACCGUCGGCCCACGUCCGGCUCGUCGAGCCCCACCAGGGCCAUCAUCCCCAGCACCUUGGCUUUCCCUCCAGUCCGGCCCGAGACCAUGUCCGUCGUAGGAGCAUCCCCGAGUCUCAGUUCGGACCAACAGCCUCCGGAAUUGACUUUCGACGGCCCGAUGAUCUGGAUGAGCUCGACUUCAACCACUGCCGUCAUUCUACAAAGGUUGAGGAAGAACUCGGAGGGUCCGCUCCGGUCGAGGGCCGGAUUCGUAGGAGGACCCAUUCGGCAGUCUCGUUUGAUAAAAACCCGUUGGGCAUCGCCGAGUUUCAUACCGAUUCUAAAAGCCCCCGAAGGAGUCCUUAUAGUAUCUCCUCCUAUUACGAUGAUGCUUCCAAAAACUUGUACGGACUCGAUUUUGAUUUGAUUCCUUUAUAA